Messenger RNA from Podarcis lilfordi (Lilford's wall lizard), 17441 nucleotides. NCBI's taxonomy places the organism in Eukaryota, Metazoa, Chordata, Lepidosauria, Squamata, Lacertidae. The record is from the annotation of a GenBank genome assembly.
AGGACAGAGCCCAAGGGGUCAGCUCGGGCAGGAGGAGCCGCAGCCUGAGGAAGUUGGUGGGCGCCUUGCGGGGUCCCCAUUCCCAGCGGAGCGGUCGCGUCGCGGCCACCUGCCCAUAAGGCCAUUUCUUUCCAACUUCAGCUACAGUGAUAGCUAAGUUUGGAAAGAGCAACACGGGGGUUAGGCCGUUUCGUCCGCUGCUGCUUCUUGGCGCUGCGCUCUGCCCCGCUCUCCUCUCCUGGGUACCCCCGAGCUAGCCGCUGCGCUCGUCGCGUGUGUGUGCGUGCGCGCGUGUCUGCCGGCCCGCCUCUGUCGCGCUCUCUCACGAGAGCAACAAGCCGCCGAGAGGAAAGGACCCCCCCUUCCCCCGGGGAGAGAUUUUUAAAAACAACAACAACUCAGCGGUGCCAAGCUGAUAUAUAUAAGCCAUGGCAGAACAGCAAAGCAAGCAAGGAUGCUGUGGUGAGUCGCAGGGCGCGGAGAGGGACGCGGGCUGAGCGCACGGGCGCAGGUGGCGAGGCUGGCUCGCUCAGGCUGCCUUGUUGACGCGGGGAAGCGGGUCAUGGAGAGGUCUUGCGCGCACGGGGGAAGGAGGGAGUUUGCGCAAGGGCGCGCGCGCGCUGCGCUGGAUUCUCUUCUGCGCGCACAGCGCCAGGCGCUUGCCCGCAGUGUCUCGUUACCACACAGGUAGAGAGGAGCCACCGGCCCCUAUGGACCUUUGAGGGGGCUCUGCGACAAGGGAUUGAAAGAAUACUGAUUUGAUCUUGAAGGGAAAAUGGCAACCGAGUUUUCUUAGUUCGGUGUUACCCGCUCCAGAAACGAAGCUUUCUGUGAGUGGGUGUGUUGCGAGUUCAUAAAACUUGCUAGGAGGUAAUUGGUGAUAUUUCGACUGCCCAGGGGCCUCCAUAGGAUUUAAUCCGGCACUGGGUGCCGAGUUUGGUAGUGGGUGCACAUGCACCCAGCCCGCAACAAAAGUCGCUGCGCUGAUGGGUGCGCUGUAAGCGCUCUUGCAAAGUACAGUCAUACCUUGGUGGUCAAACGUCUUAGAACUCACACGUUUUGGCUCCCAAACGAUCGAAAACCGGAAGUGAGUGUUCUGGUUUUUGAACCAUUUCCAGAAGCCGAACGUCUGCCGCGGCUUCCAGUUGGCUGCAGGAUGCAGCCAAUUGGAAGCCGCGAAUGGUUUCAGGAAUUGAACGGACUCUUGAAACGCAUUCUGCUCGAGAACUAAGGUAUGAAUGUACCUUGCUUUUGCUGGACAGUUCAGCAGUUUGACGAAGGGCCCCCGUAGCCCAUUGGUAGAGGGGGGCUGCCUUGCAUGCAGAAGACCCCAACUUUAGUCCAGUUACGGCAGCGGGUGUCCUAUGUCUGAAGACCUGGAGAAUCGCUGCCCGUCAGGAAAGAUGGUGCCGAACUAGAUGGAUCCGUGGUCUAAGGCAGCUUCCUAUGUUUUGGCAGCCAGCUCCUAUUUAGGAGAAGGAAUUCUUUAGCAGAAGAAAUCCAAGAUGCGUUGGAAUCCUGGCUAUGUCUGGGAGAAGAAGUGUUAUGCUUUGUGGGGCUAUAUUCCCUUACAUGGGAAGAGGGCACACAGGUAAUGCUGGAUUGCAACCAUGAGGUAUAAAAUGAGGUUGCUGAAGAAGAGGAGAAACUUCGUGGUGUUUUUCGCACUGAAGAGAGAAACAUCUGCAUACUUCUGCUUUCGUUAGCUUGGCUGAAAGGGUCAUAUCCCUGUAACCUAGAAAAGUGCAUGUGUGGCGUUAGUUGUGAUGGCUUGUAUGUCGAAAAGAGGUAGGACCACUGCUGGAAUUUAGUUCAUAACUUUUUGCCAUUGGAAUUUCAUAGCAGCGCUUCCGAGUAGCGCAUGAAAUAAUUCUGGCGGACGAUGCAUGGACGUUAAAUUGGGACUAAGGCAGCAGGUCUCAAGAUAGAUGGAAAAAAUGUGGCAGACUAGAUAGAUGGAAAAACUAAGUGCCUCGUGACAGUUAAUAAAACUUGGUGUUAACAGAGGUGGAUAUUUCUUUAAGCAAAGACUGAAACCUAUAGGUAGUUGUCAAGCUGUCUUGGUGCUUUACUCAAAUUUAUUAAGCUAAAUAACGAUACUAAACAACGGCAGAGAUGAUGGUAGAAGCUUGGCCACUGUCUGGCUCAUGGGUAGGGAAACUAAGGCCCCGGGGCUGGAUCCUGCCCAAUCGCCUUCUAAAUCCGGCCCGUGAACCGUCCAGGAAUCAGUGUGUUUUUACAUGAGUAGAAUGUGUCCUUUUAUUUAAAAUGCAUCUCUGGGUUAUUUGUUGGGCCUGCCUGGUGUUUUUACAUGAGUAGAACAUGUGCUUUUAUUUAAAAUGCAUAGGAUUUUGUGGGGCAAAGGAAUUUGUUCAUUUUCUCUCUCCAAAUUAUAGUCUGGCCCCCCCGCAAGGUUUGAGGGACAGGGGACUGGCCCCCUGCUGAAAAAGUUUGCUGACCCCUGGUCUAGCUGCACAAGAAAAGUAAAUUUGCAGGACACACUUAAAUGACAACUCUUCUGUUUCCAUCUUAGGAUCCUGUGCCAGUUAUUUCACCUCUGCAAAAUUCCUACUGUACCUUGGCCAUUCCCUGUCCACUUGGGUAAGUAAUGUAUAACCGUAGAUAAUAUACAUUUGGCUGGUCUGUAUAGCAGGAUGACUUGUGGACAACUGUUGCAUAUAUCAACAAGAGGGGAUUGUGCUGUGUGAUAUCAUGCCACAAUUCAGGGAAAAUGUGCAACACUACAUUUAAUAAAAUACGCUCUGACACAUUGGUCCUGAAUUCGUUAGCAAGCCCCAUCACAGGUUUCAGCUCUGUUAGGACCAGAGCCUAUGCUUUUCAAUGAAGAAUAAUGUAGAUCUCAGCUUUGUUAAAGAGCUUUGAUAUCAAUAUUCUGACUUAUUUUCAGCAGUAUCCAAAGGCCUGGUUGGCUAAAGUUUUUUUUUUUAAAUGUUUGAAUUUUUAUUCUGUUUUUAUAUGUGUUGGAAGUCGCCCAGAGUGGCUGGGGAAGCACAGCUGGAUGGGCGGGGUAUAGAUAAUGAUAAUGAUAAUAAUAAUCGUUGUUGCUGGAAUUUUUCUCCUUUCCCGUACCAAGAGAUAUUUAUUUUGUUUGCAUAGGCAACUCUAGUGUGUAGAAUUGGGGCAAAUGUGCUUAAAAAAUUGAUAAAAUUAUCAGUGAUUUAUGAGGAAGAAUGUUUGUUAGCAAAAGGGGAUGGUUAAGACACAGCAUUUCCAAGGAGCAAUAAUAAUAAUAAUAAUAAUAAUAAUAAUACAACCCAUACGUGCACUGAGAAGCUUCUGUCCUGAUUCAAAUAAAAGGCAAACUUUUUUCUUUCUCUGUAGAAGGCAAGUUAAAUUAAUUUUUAUAUGCUGUUCCCCAGUGACUGUCAUGCAGGAACACGGAGCUUAUGAUCUUUGUGGCAGCAUAUAGUACAUCUGUCUCAGCACAGUGCCACAAAACAUGGCAUUAAACUGACACAGCAAAACCACUAAGGUUGAUAUUGCAAGAAGGUGAAAAGACACACAUGAUUAGGACUGGGGUUUCAGCAAAGCCUCUCUUUAGUUUGGCCAUAGUUUGCUCAGGGACAGCUUUGCCAUUAGUCAGAGCAAGGCAGCAAAUGCUGGGAACUGGGCAGGUACUGAGGAACAGAGCUGUGGGUACCACUCGGUCGGCCCCAAACCCUAAACCCAGGCUGCUGCCCUUGGGUGCAAUGGAAGACACUGUCCACUAACCAGUGCUGAAGUAAGGUUGAACUUUUUAUGUGGAAUGGGGCUCCAUCUUGUCCUUUGAAGCAGAAAAAUCUAUUGGGCCAUUCCUGGUUGGAAGUGAGUAUCUCACUAUUCAGUGCAAUAAAGAAUUUUCCUAAACUAGCUAGAGUUAAGUUUUGCAACUCCCAUGGAUUUCAGGAGGAGCACUAAAUGUGCUUUUUUUUAAUGUGUCAGGUUGAAAUUGUAAUUCUUGGCAGUCAUAUCAUGGGCAAAGCACAUGCAUAAAGCACAAAGGUUGUUUGAAUGGCUCCACUGUAGCGGUUCACCUUGGAACCUGCUUUUUCUAUUUAAAACAGGCUUGCUUGUUCAGCUGGGUGACCUGCUGUAAUAAGCAGCUCUUUACACCUCUGGCCAUGCACACCCUUCUGCUCUGCCUGCCCACAUCUGUGUCUAGAAUUGUGGCUUAUAAUUUAGGUAGAUUGGUCCUUAAAAUACGUUGGACCUCCGCUCAACCCUGGCUGUUGGCUGUGUUGGCUGGGACUGAUGGGAGCUGGAGAGCCUCCUGUUCCUCACCCCUACUUUAAAAGGGUCUCUAUCUAAUGAAAACCCCUCUGUGUCUUUAACCGACCAUGAAUUUGCGGGUGGGAGAGGUUGAAAUGUUUUGUUCAAGAUGCGAUAGAGAGAUAGGUUCCAUAGUUCAGUUCAGAGUUGAGCACACAUAAGCCAGUUGGUUUUUCCAGGGAAAAAGGCCUCCCCCUUCCCCCCCUUUUUUAGGAUAAAAAUCGGUCAUUGAAAGAUAGUGGCAAUUCAGGCAUGUGUGGAGUGGUGCUGUAGUACAGAAAGAACAUCUUGACUGUUGUGGAGGCAGCAGGUAUGCUCUUUUGAGCCCUAAACGGCCUCAGUCCAGUAUACCUGAAGGAGCGUCUCUACCUCCAUCGUUCUGCCCGGUCACUGAGGUCCAGCUCUGAGGGCCUUCUGGUGGUUCCCUCGCUACGAGAAGCCAAGUUACAGGGAACCAGGCAGAGGGCCUUCUUGGUAGUGGCACCCGCCCUGUGGAACGCCAUCCCACCAGAUGUCAAAGAGAAAAAUAACUACCAAAUGUUUAGAAGACAUCUGAAGGCAGCCCUGUUUAGGGAAGCUUUUAAUGUUUAAUAGGUUAUUGUAUUUUAGCGCUCUGUUGGAAGCCGCCCAGAGUGGCUGGGGAAACCCAGCCAGAUGGGCGGGGUAUAAAUAAAUUAUUAUUAUUAUUACUAUUACUAAUGUCUGUGGUUAUAACCAGAGGUGUCUUAGGUGCAAAUCAGCAAAACAAAACAUUUCAGUUCAGUAGGUGUUUAACCUAACCAUGCCCCAGUUUUGCUACAUAGCACCCCGAUGCCUCUGUCUAACAAAGGCAAGUUCUGAAGCACAACAGAUUAUCCUGUUUGUGGGUAUGCAGAGGGUGGAAUCCUUCUAGUUUCAUUUGUUUUUACUGGGAAUUGCUUCUGAGGCACGGGGUUCGUAUGAAGGCAUAAGAAGCUAAUUAACUUCCCCAGUUUAAUUUGCUAACAAUUGGUUUGUGCCACCCAUGACAGCCUUAGUGUCUGACUCACUGCUUUUCUCUCUUAAUAAGAAAAUAAACAGGCAAAGAAACACUUUCUUAAGUAGCCAACUUUGCAGAAGCAAUACACACACACAGACACACACUUUGUGGAACCAAGACUUUAAAUAUUUGAAUUAAAGGAUGCUUAAAUAUUGCAGGCAACUGUAUCCAUGCUUGCUUUUGGUUGUUAGUUUUGUGGCAAGGAACUCCUCCUUUGUCUCCAAGAGAAUGUUGUGCUCAGUCUGACAGCUGUCACAAGCAAUAACUAAGCAUUUAAUCUCAGGUUACACCUGUGGCUUCAGCUAGGACCUUUAUGGAACAGCCAAAACAACUUACAUUUUUAGAGACGAAAAUUCUGCUUCUAGUAACUAUAUCAAGUUAAGGUAAUUUCAUAUUUUCAAUCCCAGGAUGAUCCGUAAGGGCACUUACGUCAAACGUGGCUCCUCAGUGAGUGUAUUUACUCAUACGCAUUGCUUUAUUACAUUUACAACUUAAGAACAGCUUUACAUGCACACCCAAAAAUGCAGUGUGUGGCAUUACCCUUAUGUGCUUAGCUAAAGUCUCCCAUAGGUCCUUUGAUUUAGUUGUUACCAGAUUGUUGUUUUUCUUGCUCCCUUGGCUAUUUUCAGGCAUUAAACAACCGUUCCCAGUGUUUUCAGAAGUGAGUGUUGUUGCUUUUGUAGCCAAAAAGGCGCAACCCACACACAAGAGAGGAGGCACCAGCAUGUUCAGGGGAGUCUCAAGGUUUUCAGAAAUACCAAAGAAUAUUUCCAGCGGAGGUGGUGGGGACUUAGAUAAAGGGACCACAAAACAACCCAGUGAAGACUGAGCACGCUUAGAGGCUACAGAGUGUGGGCUGAAUAUUGGAGGGGGCCAAACUGGUUGGUAGGACCAAUAGAAUGGAGAAUUGUGGAGGCUAGCUUGGCUAGAACACUGAAGAGAAGCACACAUUCAUUGCAACAUUUCAAUGCUGGCCGCACUUGUGCGUUCCAUGUUUGUUAUCGGCAAUUGCCCCCUUUCUGCUGCUUAUCAAAGUGAGAAACUUAUCUGCUGAACACACAUUUAGGACUUUUCAGAGGAAGGUAGAUUGCUGGAAUGUGAACAUCACAAAAUAAAUGAAUGUCAGCGACACCCCUUAGCUAGCUUGUCUGACAGAUGGCCUUUAAAGGGUCAUUAGACAACAUGACCCUUCCACUCAGAUAAUGGGGGUCACAGGCAAUAAUUGACUUACUGUGUAACAGUCCCAUUGCCUGCAAUGUAACCUGUCCAGUGCAAAUUAAGGAUUACUGUAGGAGUAACCUGUCUGGUACACAGCUAUUGCUUUGUGACAGAUGAGGAAACUACUGGGUUUCUGGUUUUUUCAACAGCAGAUUUAUUAUGCCACCCAAGCUCCUGUUCUGUAUAUUUAUUUGAGUAACAGUAAAACAGUUACAGGCAUUUCAUCAAAGUUCAUCUGCUAUCGCAGUUGCUAGGAUAAUGGGGAAGUUUCCAUUGCAGCGCUUGCAGGAUUUAUUGGGUUCUACAUAUAUAGAAGUUGAAAUCUAGUCAACUUCAAGCAGAGUUGGAACAGUUUCAAGGGCUCCAACUUCCAAGAAACCAACGUUGGAGUUAAAGUGCUGUGAAGGAGGAGGAUGUUGGGUUAUUACAGGGGCUGAACAGUUCAGGUAACCAAUGAGAAGGAUGCAAGGAACUUCAGCGUGGGAGAUAAUAAAGGAGGGUAGUUGUCUGGUGCCUUCGUUUAUUCAUUUUGUGUUUAGUUUUGUCUUUUUAGUCCCUUGCCAGGGAAAGGGCAAUGGUGACAAGGGCAAGAAGGUGGGGCCCCUCAAGGAAGGAGAUUCACGGGGAGCGUCUUAUCCAAAAAUAUGGGGAAGACACUCUUGGAUACUUUAUAGACACCCUAAAGCAGAGCUUUCCAAAAUGUGUGUCACAACACAUUAGUGUGUCGGCUGCAGUGUGUAGGUGUGUCCCGUGAAUGCUCCCUGUGCUCCUCCCAGGGCUGCAAAGGGAGCAGGUAGCCCACCGGUUUGCUAGUAAAACUGAAUUAGUGUGUCGCGAAAUGAUGCAUGUCUAAAAAGUGUGUCGCCAACAUGAAAGGUUUGGAAAGCUCUGCCCUAAAUUGUUAUGUGCAGCACAUGAUUUAGUAUUAAACUAAAUCUCUCUUUUUUUCCCCUCUAGGGAGAUCGUAUGUGGCACUUUGCAGUGUCGGUCUUCCUGGUUGAACUGUACGGAAACAGUCUGCUCUUGACUGCUGUUUAUGGGCUGGUUGUGGCAGGUUCAGUUCUUCUUCUGGGAGCCAUUAUUGGAGACUGGGUAGACAAGAACCCAAGGCUCAAAGGUUAGUCAUGUUUUAGUGGUUUUGAUGAAGAAUGUUGACAUGUGUUAAGUGGAACCCAAAUCACAGAAAACAAGAUGGAAGGUGUUAAAAUGGCUUACGCCAUUUACUUUCUAAAUAGAUGAUGAUGAUGAUGAUUGCAAGUUUUCAAGCAUUCCCCUCACCCAUGUGGCACUGGGUUGUAUCUCAGCUUCAGUGUACAGCUGCUAAAAGCAAUAGACACGACUAAUGUAUGCCCGUUGAUUUCAGUAGGCCUACUCUGAGUAUGGCUUAGUUAAUUUUAUGCCAGUCUGAAAAUGAUGAGCCUUAUCAAGGUGUAGAAUAUUUGAAUAAAAUGCUAGAGGCAUUGAAAGUUUGAUUAGUAUCUCAUUCGGAGCUGGUAAAGAAUAACUGUGCAAGCUCGCAGAGUUCUAUCCAGGUUUACUCAGAAGCAAGUACCACUGUGUACAACAAGGCCUAUCCUCUUUAUAAAACCUGUGUGGCAGGGCUGUAAUGGUCACAUAUUCUCUGCAAAAUUCAUAUGCCUUGUCUCUUGGACUAAGCAUUUUGCAGACAGUAUAAUUAUGUGACCUGCUUAAAGCUAAUUUUAAAUAAUUACUGCCAUUAGUAGUACAUUUCAGCUACUCACGCUAGGUGUUUCCUCCUUGGCUGAGGCGUUAGCAUUUUAAAAAAUUAUGCCUAUGUUUUGAAGGCAGGGCCCAAUGGGUGAACAAUUACUCCAUGUUUGAACACUAAGCCCAAGGGGGUUACUCAGCGAAGGCGUAGUUACUCUUGCUGGUGGAGCAAGCCAGACAGCUUCAACAUAAUUCUUACCAAAUGUCUUCUUCAUUUAGAGUCAUAUUUUAAUUUCUUUAGACUUGCGGGUGUUAUAUCCUAGGGAGCAAUCUCAACCAAGUGUUGGUCUUAUGCAUCCACUCCCCCCUUUUUUGUCCCUCAAAGUGCUGGGAGAAAUAACAGAAGCCAGUCUGUAAACACGAAACAUGUUUUGCUUUAAAUAUUGAAGAGAAAGUUGCGUGAAAAGAUGCAAGGUCUUCCAAUGGUUGCAUAUUUCCUAUUGUUAUUUUUGGCAUGACCUAAAUUGCAAUUUCCCCUCCUCUCCCUUUAUCCUAAACAGUGGCCCAGACAUCCUUAAUUGUGCAGAAUGCAUCGGUCAUCUUGUGUGGCAUCCUUCUGAUGAUGGUCUUCCUGUUUAAGACUCAGCUUUUGGCUCUAUAUCAUGGGUGGCUUCUGGUAAGUGCACAAACCUCAUCAUUUUUAUCCAAAAAAACAUUGAUAAACAUUUGAUUAUGAUAGCACUGUUGCCUUUUCAGUCAGACUGAAGCUUUUUGAUGUCACAAUACUUAAUGGAUUAAAUCGAAUAUAGUCUGUUGUCAGUGCUUAAAUGGAUUUCCUCUUGCUAGGCCAAUAAGGUUGGUCCCAUCCUAGAUCAAUAGUAAAGCAAUCUUAUACAUGAUUAAGGGACGUGGGUGGCGCUGUGGUCUAAACUACAGAGCCUAGGGCUUGCUGGUCAGCAGUUCAAAUCCCUACAACGGGGUGAGCUCCCGUUGCUCAGUCCCUGUUCCUGCUAAUCUAGCAGUUCGAAAGCAAGUAGAUAAAUAGGUAUUGCUCCGGCGGGAAGGUAAACGGCGUUUCCGUGUGCUGUUCUGGUUCGCCAGAAGAGGCUUAGUCCUGCUGGCCACAUGACCCGGAAAAACUCUGUGGACAAACGCCGGCUCUGUCGGCCAGUAAAGCGAGAAUGAGCGCCGCAACCCCAGAGUUGUCCGCGACUGGACUUAACGGUCAGGGGUCCCUUUACCUUUAUACAUGCUUACCUUUGAGUAAACAGUGACAUUUUCUCUUGAGUGGAUGCGCACAGCAGGAGUGGGGAAGUUCUGUCCCUUCAGGUAUUGGUAGAUUACAACUCCUAUCAACCCUCACAACAGGCCGUUAUGAUUGGGUCUGUUGGGAGUUGGGAGUCCAACAAGAUAUGGAGGGACUCAGGUUCCCUAGCUGUAAUGUAUAGGUUUGCACUGUUAAACAUGAACUUCUGUACUCUGUGUGGUUACCAGUGGCGUCAUUUGGAGGGGGGGGGGGCUCUCAAAAUCUGGUCAGGCGUUCUCAGAGUUCCUUUUUCAGAAGAGGAAGGCUUUUCAACCAGCAAACUAUGAUUAGUCCUUGUCUGCCAAGCCAGAACAAGAAACUCAAGGGUUAAGCCACAUUCAUGAUCUCACACAUCAUGGCUUGAUGGAUUAUCUGAACUGAACAAUGGUCCAGCUUUCAAGGACACUCUUUUCUUUAUACUAGGGGUGAGGAACUGGCCAGUUCCUUAUCUCUCUCAGCCUGCUAUAGGCCAACUUGGGCAGGUGAACAACAUGCCUGUCUAUCACCUGAUGUCAUAAUGUAUUCAAGCCUUCUUUAAGGAGAGAGAGUGGGGGGAAACACUGGUUUAAAAAUAAAUAAAUCUGUAGGCACUAGGGCAGCUUGGGCUGUGCUGGGAUCUUUUAAAUCAUCUGUAGAGAGCACUGCGCUUUGAAGCCCCAACAAUCCGUUGAUGGUCAGGACUUCAAAGCACCUCUGGAAGGCAUCAUCAAUCAGCUGAUCAGCAGUACCUGCAAAUCCCUUUCUGGUCCAGCCAUGACUUUACCUGUUGGGCAGGUGGGUGUGGCUUGGCCAUAAUGGCCUGGCUGGCCAAAUGGGGAUACCUGCUAUACCUUAAUGGUUUUGGGUCGCUCUAGUUUUAUGUCCACACAGAGGGAAGAGAAGACAAAGGAUGGUUUUUGAGACAGUGGAAGAUGCAUCUGCUAGCAGACAAUGAUUGUGGGCAAGAAGUAAACAAGAAGUAAAUUGUAAUUUAGCAGUUUGAGGGAGAGUGGUUGAUUUGUUUUCCUUAUGCUUGAACGUCUCUUUCCAUUCCUGCAGACCCUUUGCUAUAUCCUAGUCAUCACAAUAGCAAACAUUGCAAAUCUAGCCAGCACUGCCACAUCAAUUACCAUACAGAGAGACUGGGUCGUCGUUGUUGCGGGUGAAAACAGGAGCAAAUUAGCAGGUGAUGUAUAUUGGGUUUUGGUUAUCUUAAAAACUAUUUUACUCUGUAUACUUGGCUUUAAACUAGCUGAAAUCAGCACAUUUUUCUGUGUUACAGGAGUCGUGAGUCAACAUCAGGUUAUAAAGGGCAGAUUAUAUUUGUUUCUCUUCCCUCCUCUUUCUUGUUCAGAGAGAGCAGGAGAGUAGCUAAUUAUAAUAAGUGGAUUAUCAGUUGGUCAUGUAGACAUUAUGCUCUGUGGCCCUUGUUAUAGUUCAGCUAUUACACUGCCAAGGUUGAACAAACACAGAACUUUUUACACAGCUGUGUUUAGAAUCAAUGCUUUGUCACAUUUUUACUACGAAAAUAUUUCUUGCAGUAGUACAAGGGUAAGCAUCGAUCUAAUUUCACCAGGUGCGAUGAGUUCUUGCCAAUAUCCUCUGUUGUAAGAGGGGUGAACUGUGUUGCCAUAUGGCAAGCCUUAAACCCCAGUCGUAAGCCUGCGCAGAUGGAGUCAGUAAGCUCCAGGAUGUUUCAACAGUCUAGACCACAUUCUGUUGAUUUUAGUUGCUUGUACAUGUUUGGACUUGAAGUGCCUUUAAAGAUUAAAAAAAAAAACCUGUAUACCACAACUUCAUUUUUUUAAAAAAACACACUAAAGUGGUUUGCAACAAUUACAUAUACACAACAAAAACCAUGCAAACAAAUUCACAAAGAUAAUCAGACAACUGUUGCAGAAAGUGUUCGUCUUAAUUGUCUGCAGAAGCCUGGGAACAAAGAAAACUUUUCAGCAGUCGUCUGAAGGUCAAAAUAGAAGACACCUGCUGCAUAUUUUGGAAGAACAUUCCACAGGGCUGGGCUGGUGACACUGUUUCUUGUCCAUAUCCAGUGAGCCUCACCAACUCAGGGGACAAGCAACAACACCUCCUAUAGAUGAUCUCAGAGAUCAAACUGGGAUGUAAAGGUUCAGGCAGGGCCCUUAGGUUGCCUGGACUUAAGCUGUUCAGGGCUUUGUAAAUUAAUACAAGGAGCUUGAACCCGGCUUGGUAGUAGAUGGGUAGCCAGUUUAGCCGUUUUCACUGGUGUUAUGUGUUGUUGUCCAGGUUGAAGGUUGUUGUAUGAAUUUACAGAGCCCUGAACAACUUAGGUCCAGGAUAUCUCAGGAAUCGCCUGAACCCUUAUAUCCCCGCUUGAUCACUGAGAUCACCUGCAGGAGAAUCUCUGCACAGUAAUCCAACAGAAAUUGUAUGUUAAGACUAUUGGAGAUGAGGUGGUGGAGCCAAAAGACUGCGGCUGCUAUCUUUACUGUACAGGGCUACAGGUACAUUUGAAGAGAGAGGAAAUGUGAGAAGCUACAUACUUUUUGCUGUAAUUCAGUUGUGCUGCCAAAUCUUUGAGGAGCUUCUGGCCUGUUUGUACUUAAAAAAAUAACAAUGAUCUGUGUAUGUAUGAUUAUUUAAGAAGUUUCUGGGGCAGUAUGAGGAGGAAAACAAAAGGAUAGUAUAUAAUAUAGAAGGUCUGAGUGUUGGCCUCUGAAUCAAGGCUUACUUGUUUGCAGUAAAUUUUAUUGAAAUCUUUAGGAGAUCUUUGUGUGCAAGUAAAUAGUAUUGAAUUUGGGGUUCCCAGCUUCUAUAUCAAGUGCCAAUUUUGCGUUUUCCAAUGUUCCCUUACAGAUAUGAAUGCUACAAUACGAAGAAUUGACCAGCUGACCAAUAUCUUGGCCCCAAUGGCUGUUGGGCAGAUAAUGACCUUUGGAUCACCUGUGAUCGGCUGCGGAUUCAUUUCUGGGUGGAACUUGAUUUCCAUGUGUGCAGAAUAUAUGCUGCUGUGGAAAGUUUACCAGAAAACUCCUGCUUUGGCUCAUAAAUCCAGUUCAAAGGUUGAGGAGUCAGAACUGAAGCAGCUGAACAUGCAGAAAGGUACCAGUAUUUCCAAGGAGUGUAUUUGGCCAAAUAGAAAUGACCUAUAAGAUAUAAACCUACGUACAGCUUCCCAAAAGCAAGCCCUAUUGAGUUGAAGGAGACUUACUCUCUCACUGUGUGAAGAGUUGCAGCCCCAGUCCAUCUCUUUUCAUAGAAUGCUUCCAAAAUGGAUUGCACUACAAAAAGGUCUUUUGAAUUUGUUUGGAAAUGUUAAACUUGCUUGUUUCCUACAGGUGGAUUCCAUACAUAUUACUAUCACUCCUGCUUCUGUCGGCACCUAGUGAUCACCUUCUAAUUCCAUCUGCCAAGUGCAUCUGCCAGUCACAAAUAUAUUCCUUCAAAAGCUGAUCCUUUUAAAAUGAGUUAAAUAUAUUCUUGAAUAUUGUUUUUUGUAAUCAUCAUCAUCAUCAUCAUCAUAUACUACCUUUCAUUAGUAGGAAAAUACCAAAGUGAUGUCCUUUUUUUUUAUAAAAAAAAUACAAAAUCCAUUAAAACAGACAAAUGAAAUGAAAUGGCAAAACUAGCGCAGUGUCAAACACUGCUACUGUCCUAAUGAUCCACAUUCUUUGGUUUAAGCCAGUUACUUAAGACCUGGGUGCAGCUGAACGGUCUGCCGAGUGGCAGAAAGCAUGUAGGCUCUCCUGAGUUCUCCUUGCUCACAGGAGUUCUUGCUAACAGGAUUUCUAGCUGUAGUUUGACGAACCACUGUCGAAAUAAAGUAAUGGCACAAUACAAUGUUUUUCCUUGGCAGUACUUAACUCUUGUCUCGGUCCACAGGUGGCGAGUCAAAGCCCAACGAAGGAGUCCAGUUAAUUGGCGAGAAAGACAUGGCUGUCUUUGAGCCCAAACUGGAGGAAGAAGUUAGCUGUCUUUCUCGGAUGGCUGAGCCUUUCAGUACAUUCCGGGACGGAUGGGUGGCCUACUACAACCAGCCGGUGUUCCUUGCAGGAAUGGCCCUUGCGUUCCUUUACAUGACUGUCCUAGGCUUUGACUGCAUUACUACUGGCUAUGCAUAUACUCAGGGACUGAGUGGUUCCACUCUAAGCCUCUUAAUGGGGGGUUCUGCCAUAACUGGAAUCCUGGGUACUGUCGCCUUCACCUGGCUGCGUCGCAGGUGUGGCCUGGUUCGUACGGGUAUCAUCUCUGGAGUGGCCCAGUUGGCUUCCCUCGUCUUGUGUGUGAUUUCGGUGUUCAUGCCUGGAAGUCCUUUGGAUCUGACUGUUUCCCCGUUUGCUGACAUCAGUGCUAGAUUGUUUGAAAGUAACCCGUUGCCUACUAUGGCGCCUCAAGGCGAGCUCCUGGAAAUGCCCUUUACAACUGGAAUGCCUUCCUUGUUCAAUGAGUCAACUUCUGAUCCGGGUUUGGCUCCCAACCCUGUGCCUAUUGUCUCCGUAAGCCUUCUGUUUGCAGGAGUCAUUGCUGCGAGAAUUGGUAAGUUAACUCAUAGAAUCAUAAAAUUCUAGGGCGGGGAGGGUACCCGAGGGUCGUCUAGUCCCAACCCCUUGAGAUGCAGGAAUCUCAACUAAAUCAUCCAUGACAGAUAGACAUCCAACCUCUGCUUAAACACCUCCAAGGAAGGAGAGUCCAGCUCCUGAGGGAGUCUGUUCCCCUGUCAAACAGCUCUUACAUCAGAAAGUUCUUCCUGAUGUUGAGUCAGAAUCUGCUUUCCUGUAACUUGAAUCCAUUGGUUUGGGUUCUGCCCUUUGAAGCAGGAAAAACCAAGCUGCCUCCAGCUUCCUUUUAGACAUUUAGAUGAUUGUUUCUGAUGCUUUAAAUAGCAAUUUAGACCUCUCCAGUAGUUGGAAGAUCCUCUUGCUUAAAUCAGAUUUUAAGAGAAAGGAUUGUAGCCUAAAUAUGAUGUAGAAUUGCUUGUGCAGAAAUUGUAGGUUCACGCUCCUUGCAUAUAUAUGAUCUUUGCAUAACAUGCAAGGCAGAAACUAGUUUCCAAGCAAAUAUACUAUGCUGACAUUCACCCUGAAUAGUCCCACAACAAAGCAGAACUGUGCAUUAGUACUGGAGUCUAGAAAGGUUGUUGAGAGAAUAGUUAAAGAGUGAUGACAUUGCAUAUAUUUUAGGUUUUGAUAGUUCACAUCCUUUCUUAAUUAUCUAAGUUGCAAUCCUAAAUGCGCCUUCUAGAAGGUAAGCCCCAUCUGAUGCUUUAGUACUGAUUUCCAGAUAAACACAAACACAGGUUUGUGUUCUCAGUUAACAAGCAAUCUCUUUAUUUUUCCAAGAGGUGAAUAGGUUAGGCAUUUUUACUUAUAUGCAGAAGAAGAAAAAUUCGCUUAGAGGCAAAAAAUAGGCAUGAGUGGUACAUCAGGUUACAUACGCUUCAGGUUACAUAUGCUUCAGGUUACAGACUCUGCUAACCCAGAAAUAUUACCUCGGGUUAAGAACUUUGCUUCAGGAUGAGAACAGAAAUUGCAUGGCGGCGGCAGGAGGCCCCAUUAGCUAAAGUGGUGCUUCAGGUUAAGAACAGUUUCAGGUUAAGAACGGACCUCCGGAACGAAUUAAGUACUUAACCCGAGGUACCACUGUACCUUGGUUCAUUUCAUUAAGGCAUGGAAAUUGUCUCUACGUUUGCAAAUCGGCUGUAGAAAACAAGGUCUUUUAACUUUUGGAGAUACAUGAGAUAUCUUGUGUGGCUUUCCUUUUUUGCCCCCCAAGCAGGAACUGAACAAAUUCCCUUUGUAUUUGUCUUAACAGGACUGUGGUCUUUUGACCUGACCGUCACGCAGUUGCUGCAAGAAAACGUGAUCGAAUCAGAAAGAGGUAUCAUAAAUGGCGUCCAAAACUCCAUGAAUUACCUUCUGGAUCUCCUGCAUUUUAUCAUGGUCAUCCUAGCUCCUAACCCAGAAGCUUUCGGAUUGCUGGUGCUUAUUUCUGUUUCUUUCGUUGCAAUGGGCCAUCUCAUGUACUUCCGGUUUGCCCAUAAAACCCUGGGGAGGAAUGUCUUUCUCUGCUGUACCCCUGUGCCAAAAUCGGUGUCUGACGACCCACCAGCUUGUGAUGCGUCAAGUGUCUAGAGAGAGUUUCACUUAUUGCUGCCAGCGCUUGUUUUUCCUGUCCAUGUACAUAUAUAUAUAUAUGCUUUAUUAUGGGUCAGGGGUAGCUGGUACCUCUUAAAAGUGGUGCUCAACGCUCCACCUCAACGCUUCUCAAACUGUUUUGCCUUUGGGCACAUGAUCACGUGUGGCUUUUCCCCAGUUAGAAGUGGCAUAGCUUAUUUAUUUAAGGGGAGAUCUCCUGAGUAGUGUUUUUUUUUUGUAAGAAUGAUAGUUAAAAAUAAAAAUAAAUAAAAGAUAAAUACCAUAAAUCAAAAGACAAAUUGAAUGAGAAUGAAUUUUGUUCUGAUUCCGCCUCCCCCCCUCCAAAAAAAAAUUCAUGCGGAUUUGGAACAAAGAAAUUAAAACCAGUUUUAAAUAACUAUUGCAUCCUCUGUAAUAUGACCAGUGAUCCCCCAAUGUAACAUAGAUGUACAUUUUGUCUUUAACGAAAUUGCCAAGAAACAUGACCAAAACGUUACACAAAUGAGCAAGAGUUAUGUGCUUUACUCAAGAGUAGACCUAUUAAAAUUAAUGGAUCUAACUUAGCCGUGCUCAUUAAUUUCAAUGGGUUUGCCACCAAAAUCUGUCUUUCUGUGAUGGUUGUUCUUCUUGGAAGAAAUGCCUUUAUUGUUUUAAGUAUGCUCUCUGGAAUAAGGAAUAGUGAAUGAUAUUGUAGAAUAUAUUUGCAGCACUUCUUAGGAACCGAGAGUAGCAGGUACGAAUAUAGCAUUGCAAAGCCUAGGGCCUUACAUCCUAUUUACGAAACUUGAUUCCAUAGUGUUAAGGGGAAGAUACAUGAGCUGGCUUUGUGUGUUUGAUAUAAAAAAGUGUGAAAGCAUUACACUGGCCCUUUUAAAAAAAAAAGUUCAAAAUGCGUACAGAUCCUUAAGCUGAAAAUAUCAACCACUUAUUUUUGUUUAGCCCACUAAUGUCAGGAAAACAAAAAAAAAUCUAUUAAGUUUGUAGCUAAGAAAUUAUUCACCUGGAAACCUCCCUGUGGGAAAGGCCUUCUGAAAUAAAUGGGAAUUUACAGAAGAAACUCAUUCCCAUGGGGCUCAAAUAGGCAGCGUUCUGAUUUGUGUGUAUGUGUGCUUUUAAGUCAUGCCUAUGCCUAAUACUUUUUGAGAAAUCAGACCUAUUGAACGUAACAUGCUAGCAAUGAUGAAUAGUCCAUGCUGACUGAAAUGUAAGGAACGCGUCCUUGAUCAGAUUCUCAUGUACCCAAGCAGGUUGCGCCAUGCAGCUGCUUUCUCCAUGCCAGGUGGUGUCGAGGCUGCCAUGCAUCACAUGGCCAGCACAUGGUGCGCUGGAUGUAGCUUUGCGUUCCUCACCUUUCAGCCAGCAUGAAUUGCACUCAGUAGGGUUAUCUACCUUCAGAUGCCCACUUCAGCUCACAGACUUGUUGGAUUGUGGCACAUAAUGGACAACUUUAAAUGUUUUAUAGAGUUGAUAUUCUUAUGCACUCGAGAUUAUAUAUAUAUUAUCUCAAAGUAUCUUUUACUGGGAAAGUGUACUUUUUUAUUAAAAAAAAAUCUGUUUUUGUAAAAAGGCUUCUUACUGUAUGAUCUUGUAAAAACUGCUUUGAUGAUCGGUAGCGACUGACAAUGCCAUAUGCGCUAACAUGCUUUCCGAGUCCUUUUUACAGUGUACAGGAAAUGCUUUUUACAUUAACCGUUUUAUGCACUUUUGUGGAAAUUGUAUUAAUGUUGCCCUGAGCACUUUGCUUUCCAGUAGAGUUGAAUUCUCUUUACUGUAUUCCUGGGAGUUUUUCUAAGAGAUAGCAGUGUGAUUUUAAAUCUCUGUUAAAUAUUUGUAAAAUAUUUGUUUGCAUAAAAUACAAACCGUUUUUCAC